CUUGCUUUGUUAGUUUGUUAGUUUAGACUUGCUUUAAAGUUUCAUUGCUAGAUAACAAGAAUUCACUGAGUAGUCAUCAAAUCUAGGACCCGGGUUGAUAAUUAAACCCAAACCCGCUAUACUACGCUUUAGGAAGUGGUUUCACUUGGCCAAUUCAUAGGGUGACAGUAGAAGUGAGUCAAGUUUUUGGCGCCGUUGCCGGGGACGGCUAGGUUGUUGAAGAAAAGUGAUUUCUGUUAAUUUAGCUUUUCUUUUUGUUUUGUUUUCUUUGUCCCACUUGUGCCUUCACGGGUUUGCUUGCUUGAGUGUGUGCAGGUAGUGCAUGACCCGUAGCCAGUCGGGAGGUUUACUGCCGUUGAAUCCAGAGAUUGACCCCACCUGUCGCCAACUCAGGAGACAGCAGCGAGCUGGACUAGCUAUGGAAGAGCGCCUAGACGGCCACUUGAGUAGCGAUUCUGAAGAAGAGUACGGGAUGGACGGAGACUACAAUCAGCACCAGGGGAAUCCUCAGCAGGCUCCCCCGGUGAAUCAGGUCCUAGGGAACAACCCCAUACCCCAGGAUCAUGGAGUUCAUCAUUGACACGCCAAAACACAACACCAAUCUGCGACCAAGUGUAAUCGCAGACCGGGAAUGCAGUAACAGGCAAGUUAUAUUAUCAACCCGGGCUCUAGAUCUACUGCUUACUCAGUGAUUCUCUGUUAUCUAGCCAACUAGAGUAAGUGAUUGUUGUUUAAACUAAAAGCAGAAAUAAAGCAGGAAAUUAUUCGGUUUUCUUAAGCAGGAAAGAGUCACUCGGGAAUGAAUCCCCCUAGCUCUUUAGUUAGGUUUCAAUUGCAAUUUACCCUGGGUUGAUUUACUGUUGAUUAGACUGCGGAAGAUCCGGCAGUAGCUUGGAAUCUCUUAAGCUGACCAAGCCCUUUCAGUCUAACUACCCGGCAGACGACUAGUCUUCACCGGGAUAGAAAGCUGAAGCAGUAAGAACAGAAAUUCACUACUGGAAUUAGAUUCCAGUACAGAGCAGUAAACUGGCUAACUCUCGUAUAACCAGUCUCCUACUAUCGAAUGAUGAGACUCGAGCAACCUAAUCAGAUUCUAUCUAUCUCAGAUUGCAGCAGGAAUCAGGAAAAGUUGAUCAGACUUCAAUUGACUCAAUAAACAUGCAUCAUUCGA
This is a messenger RNA of Linum trigynum, 1171 nucleotides long. NCBI's taxonomy places the organism in Eukaryota, Viridiplantae, Streptophyta, Magnoliopsida, Malpighiales, Linaceae. The record is from the annotation of a GenBank genome assembly.